CCGUUCUCACUCACCACUCAUCUUUCUGGCUUUCAAACACAUUUUCUCGAACAAGCGACCUACAUUACUUAGUUGAAUGAGCACUACAGUUACCCAGAGCAAGGUGGACGCCACUACCAAGAAGACAAAGGCCCCUGCGGCUACAGCUGGGGUUGAGAACCUCGGUCCUGCUUUUGACCCGUUUGCUCCCGUUAACGACUUGAACGACACUCCCUCUAUCGAAAAGGCCGUCGGCUCCAAAAAUGACAAGAUUCACAUCCGUCUCCAACAGCGUAACGGUCGAAAGACCCUUACCACUGUGCAGGGUAUCCCCAGCAAGUACAACCACUCCAAGAUUCUCAAAGCGAUGAAGAAGGAGUUUGCCUGCAACGGUACCGUUGUCAAGCCCGAAGUUGACUCUGGCGAGGAAGACUCUCCUGCCCCCGUCGCCAAAAACCACGGUGACGUUUUGCAGCUGCAAGGUGACCAGAGGGUCGCCGCCAAGCAGUUCCUCAUUGACUCGGGGAUCGUCGCUCAGAAGGAGGCCAAGGACCUUAUCGUUGUCCACGGUUACUAAGCCAGAGCCUUUUAGGGACGAAGCAACUUGAAUCCCCUGCAAGUGGGAAUUUUCAAUAUUUGUAUCUAUCCAAUGCUCGUUGCCUGUGUCUUAUGAAUUGAUCGUCAGAUAAGCGCUGCGAGAGGGUUAUAUGUAGUAUGAGUUGAUGGUGAUGACAUGUCCUAAUAGUAC
This is a messenger RNA of Cryptococcus deneoformans JEC21, 727 nucleotides long. RefSeq names its product suppressor of initiator codon mutations, putative. Lineage: Eukaryota; Fungi; Basidiomycota; Tremellomycetes; Tremellales; Cryptococcaceae. Gene Ontology annotation, biological process: translational initiation. The transcript has 5 exons. Gene Ontology annotation, molecular function: ribosomal small subunit binding; RNA binding; translation initiation factor activity. Gene Ontology annotation, cellular component: eukaryotic 43S preinitiation complex. Bases 77 to 556 code for a protein of 159 amino acids. The record is from RefSeq and is a predicted model, not a curated record.